Messenger RNA from Melanaphis sacchari, 369 nucleotides. Its product is annotated as actin-like. Lineage: Eukaryota; Metazoa; Arthropoda; Insecta; Hemiptera; Aphididae. The record is from RefSeq and is a predicted model, not a curated record. The transcript has a single exon. Bases 1 to 369 code for a protein of 122 amino acids.
AUGUUUGAUCCCACUAUGUUGCGUCUCGAUAAACCCAUCAAGGAAGGCAUCCACAGUUUGAUACAAGAAUCGAUUGGCAAUUGCUAUGCUAAUGAACGAAACGACCUGUAUGAUAAUAUCUUCUUGGCCGGCGGCAACACAUUGUUUUCCGGUUUUCCCGAACGGUUGAAGUCAAUGAUUGAUGAAGGGUUGCCCGGAACGGAGGUCAGGAUCACCGCGCCGCUCGAUCGCGAGUUUUCCACGUGGAUUGGCGGUUCCGUGUUGGCCUCUUCGUCGUACUUUCAACGAGUGUGCAUCGACAGUACUGAGUACAGUGAAAAAGGGGCAGCAGCGAUCCAAUACAAGAACAUACGAAACAUUCAAGAAUAA